Messenger RNA from Melanaphis sacchari, 12039 nucleotides. RefSeq lists its product as uncharacterized. The transcript has 39 exons. Bases 458 to 11968 code for a protein of 3836 amino acids. Gene Ontology annotation, biological process: neuronal action potential; negative regulation of delayed rectifier potassium channel activity; signal transduction. Gene Ontology annotation, molecular function: transmembrane transporter binding. Gene Ontology annotation, cellular component: axon initial segment; membrane; synapse. The record is from RefSeq and is a predicted model, not a curated record. NCBI's taxonomy places the organism in Eukaryota, Metazoa, Arthropoda, Insecta, Hemiptera, Aphididae.
UACGCUUACACGAAUCAUCGGUCGGACUUCCGAGAUUACCGUCGCCGGACCGACCAAACGACAAUCAAAUGCGUAUGCCGCGGGUGCGUUAAUCGACUGUCGCGAACCACAUAAUAUUAUAUUAUUAUUUACCAUUUUUACUUUAGCAGCUAACCAACUGUUUUUUUUUAUAGUAGAUUGGUGAAAAAAUAAACGACGAUAAAUUGAUUGAUUCCCGUCGAAAACGUUUUUGUUCGGUUUUUAUUUGUCUUUCAGUUGAGUGUUUUUUCCAUCUCAGACCGUCCGCCCUCUUUUCACUGUUACGCGUCGCUCUCUGACGUACAUAUACCUAAUAGUAAUAAUAAUAAUAAUAAUAAUAAUAAUAAUAAUAAUAUAUAUAUAAGCGUGCGCGGAUAUACACUGCACACGCGGGCGUUGACAUUGACCGGACGAUUAAAUAAUAAUAAUAAUUAUUAUUAUGAGCAACAAUAAGAAAAUCCCAUCCGUUCUCAACGUCAACGCGGAGGGGAAUACCUCUUCGUUUUUAAGAGCGGCACGAUCCGGGAACCUUGAUAAAGUUAUUGAACACUUGAAAAAUAAAAUCGAUAUAAAUACAUCAAACUCUAACGGUUUGAAUGCUCUGCAUUUGGCUUCAAAAGAUGGGCAUUUAGAAAUCGUAAAAGAGUUAUUGAAAAGGGGUGCUAACGUAAACUCGGCUACAAAAAAAGGAAAUACUGCACUUCAUAUUGCUUCUCUUGCGGGGCAAUAUGAUGUGGUGGUUACGCUUGUGGAACAUGGCGCAUUGGUCAAUGUGCAAAGUCAAAAUGGUUUCACCCCUUUGUACAUGGCUGCACAAGAAAAUCAUGACAGAGUUGUUAAGUAUUUGUUAGCAAAUGGGGCCAAUCAAAAUCUGGCAACUGAGGAUGGAUUUACACCAUGCGCUGUUGCUAUGCAGCAAGGUCAUGAAAAGGUAGUAACGGUGUUAUUAGAAAAUGACACCAAAGGUAAAGUGCGUCUCCCAGCAUUGCAUAUUGCAGCAAAAAAAGACGAUUGCAAAGCCGCAGAUUUACUCCUUCAAAAUGAUCAUAAUCCAGACGUAACAUCUAAGAGUGGAUUUACUCCAUUACAUAUUGCUUCGCAUUAUGGAAACGACGGUAUUGCUAAACUUCUCCUUGCUAAAGGCGCUGACGUUAACUACUCUGCUAAACAUAACAUAACUCCAUUACACGUGGCAGCGAAAUGGGGUAAAAGUAACAUGGUAUCUUUGUUGCUCGAAAGCGGUGCAAAUAUUGAAGCUAAAACUAGAGAUGGUUUAACGGCUUUACAUUGUGCUGCAAGAUCCGGACACGAUCAAGUUAUUGACAUGCUUCUACAAAGAAAUGCUCCAAUUAGUUCAAAGACCAAGAACGGUUUGGCGGCAUUGCACAUGGCGGCACAAGGAGAUCACGUGGAAGCUGCUAAGGUGUUAUUGUCCAAUAAUGCUCCCGUCGACGACGUGACUGUAGAUUACUUGACCGGUCUUCAUGUGGCAGCCCACUGCGGACACAUCCGUGUGGCUAAACUUUUAUUGGAGAAACACGCGGAUCCUGAUGCUAGAGCAUUGAACGGUUUUACGCCGUUGCACAUCGCAUGCAAGAAGAACCGUAUCAAAGUUGUGGAAUUGCUACUCAAGUACAACGCGAGCUUAGAAGCGACUACAGAAUCCGGUCUCACUCCGUUACACGUCGCCAGCUUCAUGGGCUGUAUGAACAUCGUGAUUUUCCUGUUGCAACACGAGGCCAAUCCAGAUCUGCCGACUGUGAGAGGAGAAACGCCGUUGCAUCUAGCUGCCAGAGCCAAUCAGACAGAUAUUAUUCGUAUAUUGCUCCGCAACGGAGCUCAAGUGGAUGCCAGGGCUAGGGAAAAGCAAACGCCGCUUCACAUAGCUUCCAGGUUGGGUAACGUGGACAUCGUCAUGUUGCUGUUAGCACACGGCGCAGCAGUCGAUUCGACCACGAAAGAUCUAUACACCGCUCUACAUAUUGCCUCUAAAGAGGGCCAGGAGGAGGUUGCAUCAGUGUUGUUGGAGAAUGAAGCCUCAGUGACAGCAACUACUAAAAAAGGGUUUACCCCACUACAUUUGGCAUCAAAAUACGGCAAUAUUAAAGUCACCAAGUUGCUGUUACAAAAACAAGCUCCAGUUGAUGCACAAGGAAAGAACGGCGUAACACCACUACACGUAGCAAGUCAUUAUGAUAAUCAAGCUGUUGCUUUAAUGUUGCUUGACAAACAGGCAUCACCUCAUGCCACAGCAAAAAAUGGCCACACACCACUUCAUAUAGCAGCAAAAAAGAAUCAGAUGGAUAUUGCAGUAACAUUAUUAGACUAUGGAGCAAAAGCAAAUGCCGAGUCAAAAGCAGGAUUUACUCCUCUUCAUCUUAGUUCUCAGGAAGGUAAUGUUGAAAUGACCACUUUACUUUUGAACCACAACGCCGAUCCUAAUUAUAAAUCAAAGAACGGUUUAACACCAAUGCAUCUCACCGCACAAGAAGACAAACAUAAAGUAGCUGUUGUUUUGGAUAAUUACCAUGCAGAUAUCAAUCCGGAAACUAAAGCUGGAUUUACUCCCUUACACGUCGCUUGUCAUUUUGGUCAAUUAAAUAUGGUUCGAUUCAUAACUGCUCGUCAAGGAGUUAAUAUUAAUGCGACUACAGCUUCGGGAUAUACACCACUUCACCAAGCAUCUCAACAAGGCCAUUCUACCAUUGUAAGCCAUUUAUUGGAUAAAGGAGCUGAUCCAGAUUUAUUGACAAGUCAAGGACAAACAGCCCUGUCAAUUUCUCAAAAAUUGGGUUACAUAAGUGUAGUAGAAGCUUUGAAGAAUGUUACCAAAGCAGUACCUUCAUCAACUUCAGACGAAAAAUACAAAGUAAUUUCUCCAGAAACCAUGCAAGAAACAUUUAUGUCAGACUCAGAAGAUGAAGGAGGUGACGUUUUGCAAAGCGGAAGCGUCGAGUAUGGUCUCAACACUAGAACUCAACUAACACAAAAUGUUAUCGUUUCGUCACGUGAAGAGACAAUGAUAAAUGAACAAUCAUACAGGUAUUUAACAGGAGAGGAAAUGAAGGGUUUCGGCGACGAAUCAGCUCCUAUCGAUGUCACUCGGGAUGAGAGAUAUGACGUUAAUACUGUACCCCCCACAUCCAUCGACGAAGCCAUCAGUCCACAGACCGUCUAUGACAGUUACAGCGGCCCUGUGGAUAAUGUCGACAUUGUUAAAUAUCCACCUCACGUUGGACGUUUACAAUGGAAGACGUUUUUGGUUAGCUUCUUGGUGGACGCUCGCGGCGGAGCGAUGCGUGGAUGCCGGCACAGUGGUGUCCGCGUGAUCGUACCACCUCGACGAGCAUCCAUGCCAACACGUGUGACUUGCCGAUAUUUAAGACGUGAAAAAUUGGUGCACCCGCCGCCGUUGAUGGAAGGCGAAUCGCUAGCUAGUAGAAUACUUGAACUCGGUCCUGUGGGAGCUAAGUUUUUGGGGCCCGUUAUGAUCGAAGUACCGAAUUUCGGAUCACUCCGUGGAUCUGAAAGAGAAAUCGUUGUUCUCAGAUCGGAAAAUGGCGAGACGUGGAGGGAACACACGGUUGAGGUGACGGAUGAAGUCGUCAAAGACAUACUCGGAGCGAACUUUGAAAAAGAAGACCGCGACCCGUGGCAUUCCGGUAACCGUCUGACGCGGAUCGUGACUACAGAGUUUCCGCAUUACUUUGCCAUCGUAUCCAGAGUCAAGCAAGAAGUACACGCUAUCGGGCCGGAGGGCGGUAUGGUCUCGUCGACGGUGGUGCCACAGGUGCAGGCGGUAUUCCCGCAAGGAGCGCUUACCAAGCGCAUUAAAGUCGGCCUACAGGCUCAACCGAUCCCAUCCGAGCUGACGGCCAAACUGCUGGGUAACAGAGUGGCCGUAUCACCCAUCGUCACCGUCGAACCUAGAAGGCGAAAGUUCCACAAACCAAUCACGCUCACGUUGCCCUUACCUCAGGCCUCUUCCAAGGGGAUGAUCAACCACUACACGGGCGAUGCGCCCACCCUAAGACUUUUGUGCAGCAUUACAGGAGGAACAUCCAGAGCACAAUGGGAGGAUGUUACAGGCUCGACGCCUCUUACAUUUAUCAACGAUUGUGUAUCGUUCACUACAACAGUUUCGGCGCGAUUUUGGUUAAUGGACUGCCGAAAUGUGGCGGACGCGUCUAAAAUGGCUACCGAACUAUACCGGGAGGCCAUACACGUACCAUUUAUGGCCAAGUUUGUGGUGUUUGCCAAACGAACAGAUACAAAUGAAGCUCGAAUACGAUUGUUCUGUAUGACAGACGAUAGAGAAGACAAGACAUUAGAACACAAAGAACAUUUUACCGAAGUCUCAAAUAGUAGAGACGUCGAGGUUCUGGAAGGCAAGCCCGUGUACGUCGAGUUUGCAGGAAAUCUUGUCCCAGUUACUAAGUCUGGUGAACAGCUCAGAUUGGUGGUGCGGGCAUUCAAAGAAAACAGAUUACCAUUUACCAUGCGCGUUAAAGACCCCAGUGCCGAACCACGAUCGUGGACUAUAAUAAUGAAAGAACCAAAAGUUUCUAAAAAUGAACCCGCUCAAACACCAGUUUGUGUUUUACAAUUCGGAUUGCCCGAAAACAUUAUACCCGAAACAGAUGACAAUGUUGAUGAACAUUAUAAUUACACAUACACCCACGAUUCGAACACCGAACCACACAAACGUAGUGAACUCCGAAUAACCGACAUUAGUAAUUUUGUAUCUGAAGAUUGGAUUAAUCUGGCACACGAAUUGGGUUUCCAAUCGACAGAUAUUGCUCAAAUCCAGAGAGAAUAUCCAGAUAGCAGCGGUCAACAGUGUAUGAGCAUGCUUAACUUGUGGAUGAAUGAAAUAUCUGGCCAAGAUUCAGUCAUUGCUUUAGAAAGAGCUCUAAACAAUAUAGGUAGAGCUGAUGUAGUGGAAAAGUGUAAUUUUGCGGAAAUCGGACACUAUCCUUCGCAAAAUGGCAUUUACGCAGAACCAGAAAAACAUCAAAGCUCUCAAUCUCAGAAUAAUAAAUACGCUGCCGAAGAGAAGGCUGUGAUUGAAGACGAGAUCGUCAAAACUGUGACCGAAAGACGAAUGGAAAUCGAACAACGAUUGAACGGUGAACCGGUGGUCAUCGAUAAGAAAUAUGAGCCGUCCACUAGGGGAGACGACGCGGUCCAAAUGACAUCCAAACCUGCGGAGAUGCCCGCCGCUGUCGAACCGAUCGAACCCACCGAAGUGUCGUUCGAGCACAAACGCAUGUCAUUCGAGAGAGGCGUGUCGAUUGAACAGGUACUCCAAGAAGACAUCCCGGUAAAAGAAAAAUCGGUCAUGUCAGAAGAGAAAAAGAUGCCGUCGAUCGAAGAAAAACCUAUUGACGUUGACGUGGAUGUGGACGCGACGAGCUUGACGUUUCACGAAAAAAGAUUGUCGUUUGAGCAAGGCAUACCCGUCAAGGAAAUCAUUCAGAAAAAGGCGGAGGAUACCACCACCGUUCCUGAACACGAAAAAGAAUCGACAACAAUAAUUGAAACCGAAAAGUCAGUCGAAAAAAGGGAUACGACGUUGGCAGAAGACGCAAAAGUUUCCGAUACAAAAGCAGUACCAAAGCCUAGUAUUGAAUUGACUAAGGAUACAGAUGAGAAAAUAAGACGCGAUUCGAUAUUGUUUGAAGAAGUUUCUCAAGGUUUGGUGAAACUAGAUUCAAAUGAAUCAAAAGUAGAAGACAAAUCUGAACUACUAUCGCCUCAAUCAUCUAGAACUCCUCCACCUAGCCCGGCGGAGUUCAAAGAAAUAGAGUCUCAAAAUGAAUCUAAACAACGCCAGACAGAAUCCGUAUCUGCAGAAAAAGAACCGCAAACAGGGAAUGAAGCCAAUCAACCUCAACAACAAAAUGCAAAGUCUAUAGAUAAUUCUGAGCGCAGCCCAGAAUUAACAACUAACGCCAACAACUUAGCACUACAAAACUCCAUAGAUAAAAUCCCACCUAAACCAAAUCCUAGACAUUCCAUUGACAAUAGUGUUACAUCUUCUUUAGAUGAAGAUGAUGUAAACUAUACUACAAAAAAACAAUUUUGGGAAGAAAUAACUAAAACUAAUCAACCUCCUCUGCCGAAACCUAGAUAUAGCAUUUCAUUUCCAAUAAAAGAUUCGAAAAGAUCUUUAACUAACAAUGCUUCUUUAGAAUACUUCACAAGUUCAUUCGGUACUUCUGAUAAUGCAGAAGUGCCUGAAAUGAACAACAAGCCAAUGACAAGUAACCAAACUACAGAAAAAACUGUAGUUUCUGAGCUCACUUGUCUAAAGUCGGAAUUGCUCGGUGAACAACCACAUAUACCACAAAAAGAAGAACAUAAUGAUAUUAAAGAAACUAAACGAUUAGAUUCUGAAACUGAAUAUAUUAUAAAAUAUGGAGAAGAAUCAUUAGCUUUUGAAAAUGAAGGCUUUCAAGAAGAUGUUUUUGAUGAUAAAGUUUCAACUAAAACAGAAUAUAUUCAGUAUUCAAAUAAAAAAAAAAUGGACACAAAAAAUAGAUCAAUGUCAUUGCCAUCUCAUCAAACUGAACAUAAUUCCUCUAAAAAGUAUAUUCAGCAAAUUAAGCCUCAGAUGGAGGGUAUACAAAUGGAACAAGAAUCUUCACCUGAACAUAAAUCUUUGAAAUCUACAACACAUCAACAGUCACCAAGCCAAGAAGUUCUUAUUAAUCGCCAAAUUCAUAAACACAUCUUUUCAAAUGAAUUGGAUGAGCAAAUAGAUUCAUUAAUACCAGAAGAAAAAUAUUUAGGCUUAAAAUGUGAAAAAAGUAUUUCAAUGAACUCAAUACAUUCUUCAUCUGAUAAAAUUUCAGGAAGUACUAGUGAAAAAUCAAUUACAAAAACUGAAUCUGCUGAAUCAUCUGUACUCGAUGAAUUACCUGAAGAAAUAAAAUUAAACAAAGUUAUUUCAAAACAGUCAAAAGACAAAAAUUCAUCAAGUUUAACUCAAGAUCAUAUUGAUGAAAUUCCUUCGGACUCUUGUUCAUUUAUUGAAGAAAAAGAAAAAUCCAUUUUACAUACUGAAUCAAUGGAUUCUUCAAUGAUUGAUGACGAAUUACAUCAUGAAAUAGAAAACGAAAAAAAUAUGUGUUUACAAAUUGUACCAGAUCGUAUUAUUCACACUCCAGAAGAACACAUUCCAGAUACAAUAUGGGAAGUCACUCAGCUCGGAACAGAUGAACAAGAAUUAGAGAACAUCGAUAUUAAAGAUCAAUGUCUUUUCCAUAAAAAUUUUGUUCAACAAGUUGAUUCUAUAGAAUCUCGUGAAAAUACAAAAAAAGAAAUGACUGUAGAACUAGCUAAAACUAUAGCGGUACAAUUAAUUAAUGAAAUUGAAAUCGAGCUUACGAAACGUCAUGAUGUGUUGGCCAAUUUACAUCAUUUAAUGAUAUCGCCUGAUCAAUUUCAACAACUUGAAAAUAGUGGCUUUUUAGAUAUGGAAGGAAAAGAUUUGCAAUUAAAAAUUAUGGAAUCAGUUUUAGCGAAAAAAUCCAGGGACCAAUUAAAAAGUGUAUCAAAACAUGAUACUAUUACUUCGAGCAUUGAAAUUACAGAUGAGGAUUUAAAAAGUAGUGGUUUUGAAAUUGAAUACGAAGGACUAACAAAAUCAAAUAUCACUGAACAUAUUAUUCCAGAAAGUGAUUACGAAAAAUCUAAAACAAAUCCCUCCAAUGAUGACCAGGAUAUAUUUAAUGAAUAUAGACAAUCUUCACAUGAUGAAAAAGAAAAAUAUUAUAAAGAGGAAAAAGAUAAUUUAAUUAUUGAAGCGUGUAUAAGAGAACAACAAAACCAAAACAAUAAUCGAAUAGAAUCUCAACAAAAAACUUAUUUUUCGAGUGGGCAGAUUGAUCAUAAAUUUAUAUCCGAUAAACACUGCAAUGAAACUAAAACAGAUGUUCUUGAAAAUAAGGUAAUCAAUGAAAAUAAUCAAAAAAUAGAAACACAAGAACUUGGAUCAUAUUACAAUUCCAAUGAUGAUAAUAGUGUUCAUGAUAUUCUUAAUUCGAGUGAAACAUCAAAUACUGAAAAGGGGAAAAUAAUUAAUGAACAUUUCGUAAAAAAUGAUAGUCAUAAAUUUCACUCUAAAGAAUGUUUUGAAGUAGAAAAUAAACAAAUUAUACACGGGGAAACUGAGGACAGUAUAAAUAAUGAAAAACACGUUGAUACAUUAAUAAAGGAUUUCGAUGAUGAACUGAUAAAAGAAGAACAGCACUCAGAACAAACCACAGAUGAUGGAUUGGAAAUAUAUAAUAUAGAUAGAAAAGAAUACCGAGCAACAUCUUGUAUUUUGAAAGAAACAGUGAACGAUUAUAAAAACGAAGUAACAAUUAUAAAAGAAUUUGAGCCAUGUUCAUCAAAGUCACUAAUCAAACAACCAAGCACGGAAUCUUUUCCUUCAAAAGAAAAUUCCGUACACUCACCAACUUCACCAUCGUCGUCUUCAAUUGAUAUUCGUGAAGAAAAACGAGUAAAUUUUGAUACCGUUGUUUUGAGAAAAUCUGAUUCCAUUAAUAUUAAUAAACUCUCAUCAAAAAAACCUGCAGAUUCCAGUUCAAGUGACAGCCAUUAUCAUUCAUUUGAUCUCACGUCGUCUAGUAGACCAUGUUCGUCAGACGUGGAUGGCCUCUUAGCUGGAUCUUCUGAGUAUGAAUCUGCCAUUUCCGUACCAUCAAAUGAGUAUCACACUGCAAUAAGUUCACUGAGUUCAAGAGAAUCAAUGAAAUCUCUAGAUUCUGAAAGUUCUGGAAACCUUGCUUCAGUAGAAAACAGUGAAGCAUCUGAGACACUUAUUGCAUCAACUGGAGAUUUAGAUUUUGACCAAGAUGGUUCAAACUCAAUUUUAGAAGAUGAAGAUAAAAUAGAACCAUAUGAACAAGAAAUACCAAUGCAUAUAAUUAGAGGAGAAUCUUUACCAAUUAUAGCAGAGUUAACUGAAAUGAAGUAUAGUUGCAUGUAUAAAACCCAACCAUUUUCUCAGCCAACUAUUAAUAGUGAAAAAAAUACACAAAAAAUGAAAAGAUCACAUGAAAUGACUUUUCAUCCUAUGCCAAAACAUAUAACCAGUGACAGCUUAUCUGAUUCAUCAUCCCACGAAGAAAAGUUAUUUUCUAGUGAGGAUGCUAGUAUGAGUAUAUCGAGUACAGAAGGCCAAGCAAUACAAACCGUUGUUGAAGCAAUGAAUGGAUUUCCAGAAUCUGGAACAAACAGUUUUAGCUUCAACGAUGAAAAUACAAAAUCUGUUGAAACUUCGACGGAACAAAAUGAAAACGAAUAUUAUGACAAUGACAACAAAUCUGUAACGAUUCUAUCAUCUUCAAUACCAACAGAACAUGGUGUUUGCCAAAAUAUAUGUACACAAAUGACCACAAAAUCAGAAGAAGUACAAAAAAAAGGACACCGAAGAAAUAGUAGUUCAUUUAGUAAAAUAUUAAUGGAAGACUUUGACACUAUUGAAAACAAAGAAAGUGUAGAUACAAGUUUAUCUAAAGAAUUUAAAGUUGAUAAUCAGCAUUUAGAACAUAUUCAAGAUGUAUCUAAAAUGAAAUUUGAAAAUUUAUCAUCGAAAGAUAUACACGUUUUAGAUUCAGAAAAAGAAAUUACUUUGAUACAUGAUAAACACAACUUUGAUAUACAUGGAAGUAUACCUGAUAAACAUAGUUUUGAACAUAUUGAUGAUAUUGCCGAAUCAGAUGCCGCUUUUCAAAUGGUACCUCAUGUAUCACCAGCAAUACCUGCUUCUUUACCCCCCACAAUACCAGAAGAUCCUUUUUCAGAAGAUGAAGAUGAUUUAAUAGAAAAUUCUAUAGAUACUGUUCCUAAUAUUAUGAUAACGGAACAUAUGGCUCCUUUGGUUGAUCGAGGUUUUCAUUAUCCUGACUUGGAUCUAGAAGCAAAAGAACUGGAAAUCAAAUCUUCAACCCCACAAACCCCAGCAUCAAUUAGUAGUAAAGAAUCAUCAGAUACAGAUCAGGGUAGAGAAUACAUAAUUAAUGAAGAAUAUGACCCACACGAAGAACCUUCAUGGACUGUUGAGGAACAAACAGUUCUUGAAAAUGUUGAAGAAAUAGAAGAAAAAGAAUCGGUUUCAUUAAGUGAAUCCUUCGAAUUAGUUGAUAAUAUUGAAGAAAAACUUGCAGACAGCUCAGAAGAUGAAUUUGUAGUUAUAGAAGAAAUAGGAAAAGAAGCUAGAGAAGAUGAUUCUGAAGGAAAAGCAAUACAAAUUGAAAGAAAAACUAAAAUAAUUCAUAAAAAUUUGAGCAGCGCUGGUUCAUCUCAACAUGAAUCAGACUCAGAAAGUCCGGGAUCAAAAAGUCAACUUGAAUUAGAAAUUACAAAUCAAAAAUGGGUAGAACUUCAAUUUGAAGAUGAUAAUACUAUAAACGAAGUUUAUGGAUACAAUAUAGAGUAUGAACGACCUCCCCUUGAAGAUAUCAAAGAAGAAGAUACAGACGAUUUGCAAAGCAGUAAAGUUGGGAGUAUUGGUAGUCAAGUCAGUCAUUCAAUUGAUAGUUUUGGCAGUAUGAAAGAAUCAUUUAGUAGUACUCCAGAAAGUAAAAAAUACUUAGGAAAAUCAUUAGAAAAUGAUAAUAUAUCCGUGAAUUCCCUACAAGAAUUUGAAAGAUUAGAACAGUUGGUAAGAAUCGAAUCAAUGAAAGCUAAAUCUUCGGGAUCUUUAGCAUCUACUACAAGUUCUUCUAAUAGCAGAAAAGAUGAUUUAUCAUUAACUUCUCUUAAAGAUUUUGAAACAAUAGAAGCAGCUUGUUUUAAGACUGAGAUGAUUGAAAAAAAAGCUUUAGCUACUGAAAAAUCAUUAGAAGAUGAAGAAGGAUUAUUUAAAAUCAAUGAAAUCAUCAAAGAGGCUGAGAUAAACUUAGAACAAAACGAAGAUUAUUCUGAAAAACAUUUAUCAGAAGAUGAUAAUUUAACUAGCACAGAAUCUCUUGACUUAAAAACAAUUGUUACUGAAAUGAAAGUGUCGGCUUCUCUUGAGCAUAUGCCAAAUAUUGGGUUUGUUGAAGGAAAACAAAUCGAUUAUGAUGACUGCAUGAACUCAAGUGUUUCAAGUCGUGGUUUUAGUAGUCCAAUUAUGGAUGAUCAUUCUAAAGAGUCAUCAUACAGAAACAGUUUAAUUUUAGGUAGCAAUGAUUCACUAGGACCAAUAAGUACCACAUCAACGAAUGCCACUUACCACUGUGAAACUGGAUCUAACAUGUCUUCUAGUUUCACAAGUGGAGGUUCCAAUACUAUGGUAUCCAGUAUGGAAGGCUUAGAUAAAACUGAAAAUAAAAAUGAUUGGUUUGAUGAACAUGAAAAUUUUGAAACAUAUAAAAAGGAUUCAGAUGGAACAGAAUUCACUCACAAAAUUAUACGAUUGCCUGCAGAAAUACAUAAAGUAACGGCAAAAGGACCCGAAAAAGAAAAAAUUAUAAAAGAUUUUGUAGAACACUUUUCACCUGGCGAAUUUCAAGAGGAUAUGGAACGUACAGAUGAGCAUGGAAAUAUAUUUGUUACACGAAUUGUACAAAAACGAAUGGUUUUUGAUACUGAAGAGCUAACAAAUAAAGGCGUUUCCGAAGACGAAUUAAACGAAUGUUUGAGAAAACUUUCUAAAGAUGCCCCUAGUGGAUUUGAAAUCAGUAAGAAAACGUCAACACAUAUUGCAGGAUCGUCUGAAGAGAUAACUGGACCAUCAAAUAAUGAUACAAAAAAAGAGUUGCAAGUGGCUGCAUCAAAACCGGAGUUGAAGUGUGAAAUUAGUAUGGACGACGAUACAGAAAUAGAUCUACGCGAGCAUGACUGGCGCUUUCAACAUCAAAUAAAUACUGAAACUGAUGACAUUACAAAGCCAAGUACAUCUGGAUGGACCGGAAAAUCAAAAUCGAAAGAAAAUGUAUCUGAACUGUGAAGUCAAUAUAUAAUAUAAUUUUUUAAUUUUAAAAAUAAAUUGUUUGUCACUAUUAUUAUUAGAAAAUAUUA